AUGAACUUUCCUAGUCUUCUGUUGGCUGGAGUAAGAUGGAGAUGCUGUCCAGCUCCAUUGGGGUCAUCCCCAUUCCAAGCCCUACGCAAUGCUUGCUGUCGAGAAAAGUCUACUGCACCUAAGAAAAGUAUUCCCUCAAUUGCUUUUAGUGAUGAAAAUACAAAGGAGCCUGGAAUUGCACUUGAGAAGCUCUUCUCUUCAGAACAGCAGGCUUCCAUCUUGCAUGUGUUGAACACAGCAUCGGAUAAAGAUCUUGAAGCUUUCAAAUUGCUUCGUGGAAGGAAGUCCCUCAAUAUUAUAGAGCACAGAGAAAAGUUUGGGCCAUUUCAGAAUUUGGAGAGUUUAAUAAAUGUGCCCUUGUUCCAGUAUAAAACUGCCAUUCAAGUUUGUAACUCCAUUCUUUAUCCAGAGACUGGAAGGAAAAAAAGAAAAUUACAGGAAAACCGGAUCUUGGGAAAGCUCAUCAAACCAGACAUAGGAAGAGAGAGACUUAAGGCAGUUGAUAGUAUUGUAUCUAUCGUUUUUGGUACACGGAGAAUUGCUUGGGCUCACCUUGACUGUAAAAUGACAGUACUGGACUGGCAGCAAGAUGAAAGUUGCAAAAUGAUGAAAGGGACCUACCUGUCAUCUGUCUAUUUAGAGGAGAUGUCUUCAGUAAUUUCAAAGAUGCCUAAAGCCGAUUUCUAUAUUCUGGAAAAAAUAGGACUUCCGAUUCAGAACUCAUCGCUGUUUCCGAUACUAUUACAUUUUCAUAUCGUUGAAGCCAUGCUGUACACCUUACUAAAUAAAACAUUUGCCCAGGCUGGCCAGCACCAGGUGUUGAGCAUGAACCGAAAUGCAGUAGGGAAGCACUUUGAAUUAAUGAUCGGCGACACGAGGACUAGCGGAAAAGAGCUAGUGAAGCAGCUCCUCUCCGAGUCUGUACUGAAGGCAGAGCCGCGAGUGUCCUUCCCAUCCCAUAAAGUAGUCCAGUACAGACAGAUGUUUUCAUCUACUGAACAAAACAGAAUAGAAGAGUUAUAUGAUUCACUGUUACAAGCUGUUGCCUUCUAUGAAUUAGCAGUUUUUGAUAACUAA
This is a messenger RNA of Chrysochloris asiatica (Cape golden mole), 1077 nucleotides long. It is a transcript of the gene TEFM, whose product is annotated as transcription elongation factor, mitochondrial. Gene Ontology annotation, molecular function: nucleic acid binding; DNA polymerase processivity factor activity. Gene Ontology annotation, biological process: mitochondrial transcription; transcription elongation by mitochondrial RNA polymerase. Bases 1 to 1077 code for a protein of 358 amino acids. Gene Ontology annotation, cellular component: mitochondrial nucleoid. NCBI's taxonomy places the organism in Eukaryota, Metazoa, Chordata, Mammalia, Afrosoricida, Chrysochloridae. The record is from RefSeq and is a predicted model, not a curated record. The transcript has 4 exons.